AUGAAAAAUUCUUAAGGCUAAAAUAAGCUAUUAAUUAGCAAAAGGAAUAGGACUAUAUUAACAUUAAAUUAAGAAACAAAUUAGUCUUCAAAUUAAACAAGAAAAUCAUCAAUAUAAGUUAUCAAUUUUAAUUAACAAGAUGUUAAUUAGAAUCAAGAUAAGAUUUAUUUUUCAACUCGACAAGGCUCUCCAAAAAAACAUAGGCACACUAAAAGUAUAUAAAAAUAUAAAUCAAUAGGUUUAGGGGAUACUUUAAUGAGAUCUACAUCAUAGAAAUUAAUAAAAACCACUUAAAGAGAUUUUCAAGAGAAUAACAUAAUUAAAGAAGGGACAAUGUAUAAGAAGAUUUCUCCUAAAGUGAUAUUCUAAGAUGAUAAAAUAAAUGUUUAUUUUGUAAAGGAAGUCAAUAAAUUCACAAAAUCAAAUGAAACAAAAAUAUCGUCUUAAGAUAUUGGGUAUAGAGAACAAACGAUAUAGGAAAUAUUUAAUCCAAGAGUUUCAAUAAAAGGACCAAUAGCGUCUAGUUAAAAUUAAUUAUAAGCCAAAAUCACAUAAGGAAUUCUGAGUAAUCCAAAACAUUUGUUUGCAAUUUCUUCUAAGAAGAUCAAAAUUGAUAAAAAUGAGUCCUUAAAUACUAGCGUCAAGUCUUCCUUAUGUAAAUUGUUAAAAUUAUAUCAUUGA
Molecule: messenger RNA, 681 nt
Organism: Paramecium sonneborni
Lineage: Eukaryota; Ciliophora; Oligohymenophorea; Peniculida; Parameciidae
Source: the annotation of a GenBank genome assembly